Messenger RNA from Momordica charantia (bitter melon), 1387 nucleotides. RefSeq names its product S-adenosylmethionine carrier 1, chloroplastic/mitochondrial. The record is from RefSeq and is a predicted model, not a curated record. Gene Ontology annotation, biological process: transmembrane transport. NCBI's taxonomy places the organism in Eukaryota, Viridiplantae, Streptophyta, Magnoliopsida, Cucurbitales, Cucurbitaceae.
UCCAAUCCGAAAACUGAAAAGUAACCCUUUCUCUUUCUUUAAACGGAUUUGGCGCGCCGUCUCCGCCCUCCGAAAGCAGCAGCAGCCAGAAUGCGAGAUUCACCAGAUAUUUUGGUGCACAGGAUGAAUGACGCUGAAAAUAAAGGCAUCAAGAUUUCUGCAACACUUAAUGUCGGAGAGGAUAACAAGUUUGAUUUCGUACGUACCUUAUAUGAAGGUGCUAUAGCUGGAGGUGCUGCUGGUCUUGUUGCAGAAGCUGCUCUAUAUCCGAUUGAUACAAUAAAAACUCGUUUACAGGCUGUUCAUGGCGGAGGAAAGAUUGUACUGAAGGGACUUUAUUCUGGAUUGGCUGCAAACCUCGUUGGGAUGUUACCUGCCUCUGCCAUAUUUGUUGGUGUAUAUGAACCUACCAAGCAGAAAUUGCUCAAUUCAUUCCCCGAAAACCUCAAUGCUUUCGCUCAUUUGACUGCAGGUGUCAUAGGAGGCGUGGCUUCUUCCCUCAUCCGUGUGCCAACAGAGGUAGUUAAGCAAAGGAUGCAGACUAGCCACUUUGCUUCUGCGUCGAGUGCUGUCCACAUUAUUGUUUCAAGGGAAGGUUUUAGAGGUCUUUAUGCGGGAUAUGGAUCUUUCUUACUGCGAGAUUUGCCAUUUGAUGCCAUUCAGUUCUGCAUUUACGAACAACUUAGGAUAGGGUACAAGCUAGCGGCGCAAAGAGAUCCAGAUGAUCCUGAGAAUGCUAUAAUCGGAGCUUUUGCUGGUGCUAUUACUGGUGCUGUAACCACUCCUCUUGACGUGAUCAAAACCAGAUUAAUGGUUCAGGGAUCGAAAAGCCAAUAUCAAGGUAUUCGUGAUUGUUGUAGGACCAUAAUGAAGGAAGAAGGACCACGUGCCUUUCUCAAGGGCAUAGGGCCAAGGGUACUGUGGAUAGGGUUAGGAGGCGCUAUAUUUUUUGGUGUCCUUGAAAAAACAAAGCAGAUGCUUGCUGCUAAGAGGCAUCCGCCAUCUGAGAGACCUAUCGAACCACAAUGACACAGGUCAUCGUUUUAAUGGUUCACCUUUCAUUUAGUCUUUAAAUUUUAAGCAUGAUGCAACUUCCUGGUUUUAAUUUGUCUGCCUGCCAUAAUUUCGAUCGUCUGCUCCGGAACAUAGGCAGAAGAUAUCUCUAAAAACUUUUACUUAUUCUUCCUUCUGUUGGUUAAAUAUGAUAGAGAGUAGAGACAAAGCAUAGUUUCAUUUUAAUACUAGAACUGGUUAAUUUCAGUGCUAGUUUUUCCGAUUGCUUGCUACUGCUACUUAGAUUGUAGAAUAUAGAAGCUACCAGGUCUGGAAUUGUGGUAUACGCUGACUAGUCUUAUUUUAUCUGAUUCAAAAUCUGAAUUCAAGAAAA